Solanum dulcamara is the source of this 2013-nucleotide messenger RNA. RefSeq lists its product as uncharacterized. The transcript has 13 exons. Lineage: Eukaryota; Viridiplantae; Streptophyta; Magnoliopsida; Solanales; Solanaceae. Bases 111 to 1772 code for a protein of 553 amino acids. The record is from RefSeq and is a predicted model, not a curated record.
AAAAGUGAGUGUGUUAUUAAUCGCAGGGAACGGAAGUCAGGGAGGGUGUUAGGGUUUCCAAUUCCGAUUCUUCACCUGCAAAUUGGGACCGAACAACAAGAAGAAGAAAGAUGUGGCACGAAGCUCGAAGGUCGGAGAAGAAAGUCCACGAUAUGAUGGACGCUGCUCGUAAGAGAGCUCAGAGACGGGCCAUCUAUCUCGCUAAACGCCGUGGCGAUCCUCAGCAAUCCAUUCAAGCCAUCGGUUCUCGCUGUCGUAUAUACCGCGACGACGCUCUUUAUCAAGCCACCAAGGAUCAGCAGGGAAUGAUACCUUGGAAUGGAAAACAGGACAUUUUGAUUGACAGAUUUGAUGGUCUUGCUCUUCUUGAUUUUAUUCGUGAUGCUAGUUCCCGACAUCGUCGGGCCCCAGAAAGAACAGAGGAAGAGGAUGAACUAGAAGAGUUUGUUAAUUUUCAGCGUUAUCGGGAUUUAAUUAAGCAUCGGCGUAGAGGAUUUAAAGAUGAAGAGGGUAUGCAACAUGUUAAUCAGGAGAUGGAGGCUAAGACCACUGUACUUCUUGGCUCUGACAGACCUCAACUUUCUCAGUCUUCAGUGCGCAAGGGGUCCUAUUCACAAGUGGGUUUCUCAUAUGACGGAGAGGGGAAAGACGAGGCUCGCUUUUCAGAUGGUGAAGAAGAUGGCGAUGAUGAUGAGGAGGAUGAGGAUGAUGAAGAUUUUAAUAGUGAUGAUAGCAACGAUGAAGUGAUGGAGUCAAUUGCCAAAGAUUAUGGAGUGAAAAGGUAUGGAUGGCUUGUCUACAUGGACAAAAAGGCCAAGGAGGAAGAAAGGAGGCAAAGAGAAGUUAUCAAGGGAGAUCCUGCAAUAAGGAAGCUGAGUCGCAAAGAGAGAAGAAAGGCUUCUCAAUUAGAAAGGGAGAGGGAAAGAGAAGCAGCCCGUAUUACCGGGAGUAGAGUUCUCCAUCAUGAUCCCUAUCGUGAAUCUCGACGAAGUCCGACAUAUGAAGCUUAUUCACGCUCCAGAAGAUCCAGGUCAAGGUCUCUCUCAUACUCGCCUCCCCAUUCAAGGUGCUACGAACGUGGAGGAAAAUCUGAUGAUAUUUACCAAGGCAAAGAGAGAACUCCGAAGAUAGAAUAUAUUACUGAAUUUGGUGGCGCAAAUGCUGAGAACGAGCCUAAAAUUGAAGGAUAUUCUCCACCACCAUCUCCUCCGUCUCGAACUGAUCCAUUGAACCGGCCAUCAACUGGUCGUAUUCUUGAGGCCCUCCAUGUAGAUCCUGCAUCUGGGGUAUCUAUUGAUAAGGAUAAGAGUGGCCAAAUGUUGAAAACACCAACAAGUGCGUCCUCUGCACUAUCAAAGUUAAACAAGACAACUACUAGUUCAAGCCUCUCUAAACAGCAGGGUGAAAAGAAGGAAACACCUCAGGAGAGACUUAAGCGGAUUAUGAGCAAACAAUUGAACAAACAAAUCAAGAAAGAUACAGCUAUUGAAACUGCCAAGAAAAGAGAACAAGAGAAACAGAGGCUUGAAAAGCUAGCAGAGACAAGCCGAGUAAGUCGGUAUCGUUGCCGAAGCCGUAGUAGAAGUUACAGUCGUUCCCCUCGAAGGCAUCGACGUAGCCGGAGUCCCAGCAGAGAAAGGAGUUCUCGUAGAUAUCGUUUACGUUCAAGGUCUGGCUCACGGUCCCGCACUCGCUCUCACUCACAUUCACCUUCGCGUUCUCACUCUAGUUCACGCUCUCGUUCACCUCGUAGGAGACGAUCAAGAUACUGAUACUUCUGGUUGGCUGGAUGCAUAAACCUGCUCAAGGUGAAUUGAGUGUUAGCUGUGGGCGGUAUAUAUUACUGAUAUAUUUGUUGUACUGGUAAACUUACAGCCGAAGCUGAAUUUGGGUUGAUGGUGUGAGCUUAUAUUCCUGUGUUGUAUUUAUUUGUUUUUUGGUUCCUUCUGAACUUCCUAAAGGAUUAAAAGCGUGACAAUUCAAUUAUUUCAGUAGGAUGAUGUUUCACUCGAA